Messenger RNA from Mya arenaria, 3405 nucleotides. RefSeq lists its product as uncharacterized. Gene Ontology annotation, biological process: progesterone metabolic process; hormone biosynthetic process. The transcript is spliced from 21 exons. Gene Ontology annotation, molecular function: steroid 17-alpha-monooxygenase activity; heme binding; iron ion binding. The record is from RefSeq and is a predicted model, not a curated record. The coding region runs from base 167 to 3193 and encodes 1008 amino acids. Lineage: Eukaryota; Metazoa; Mollusca; Bivalvia; Myida; Myidae.
ACUAAAAGAAUCAUAUUGACUGAGUCAUGCAUAAUUUAAAGGUCAUGUUAUGAUCUAGCUUGUGGUUUAUUUGCGGCAGGAUGCAAAUGCGUAUAUAAAUAAGACUGAACAUUUCGUUGUCAUUAUAACUUGGAAUUUUCUUACUGAUACAUCUGAAAGACUAACUAUGUCGGUGGAGGCGUACCUGCCUUCCUCUCCUAUCACGACGGGCCUGGUUGCCCUGGUAGCGGGCCUCUUCUCCUUCUGGCUGCUCAGGCGCAUGCGCUAUAACUACCCGCCCCGCCCAGGCAUCGCGCUCCCCCUGCUGGGACAUGCUUACAAAUUAACGUUAAAUGACCUUCCACAGCAAGCGUUUGAAUGGUCGAAGGUAUACGGACCAGUUCUGACCAUCCAUCUAGGUCCAAUGAAGACAGUUGUGGUAAACAAGAUAGACGAGGCGCUAGAGGUUCUCGUGAAAAAGUCCACAGACUUUGCCAACAGGCUUAUCACACCCUCAGUCGAGAUGUUUACGGACGGGUGUCGGGACAUCGCGUUCAGUAACUACUCGCCCACAUGGAAACUACACCGUAAACUCUCCUCAAAGGCCCUCAGAUACUACAUGCAGGGACCGGCCCUAGAACACCGUGUGCAUGCGGCCUUGGAGACGGCACUGGCGGAGAUGGACGGGCACGCGGACUCGCCCUUUGACCCUGUCGAACACAUCAACUUUAUAGUGGGCAAUAUCCUUACCGGCUUAUGCUUCGGAGGAUCAUACGGUUUCGAAGACAAAGAAGUAAACUUCAUCAUAGAAUACGGGGACCAGCUGACCAAGGAUGGGCUGGAAUCAGGGACUCUGGAGGACAUCAUUCCUCCCAUCAGGCACGUGUACAAGUCACCGGGAUUUCGAAAACUGGAGAAAUUCUACAAAAAAGUGAUAGUGGACUUCAUUGGAAAGAAAUACCAUGAUGAAAAAAAGACAUUUAAACGAGACGAGUUGCGUCACCUCGUGGACCACCUUAUUCUUGCUCGUACGGAGGCUGAGGUAUCGGAAGGAGAUGCCCUUGUCGCCCUGACAGAUGCACACAUCAUACAGACCAUUGCGGACAUAUUCUUUGCGGGUGUGGACACGUCCCGAAUGACAUUGCGGUUUGCGCUGCUACACAUGGCCGCCUACCCCGACAUACAAGCGAUAGCCCAGGAGGAAAUUGACCGCGUCGUAGGCCGUGACCGUCUCCCAGGAUUGAGCGACCGACCGGAUCUAGCGUACACGGAGGCCGUGCUACAUGAGAGUAUGCGCAUCGCCACCGUGGCCCCCACCGGCGUCUGGCACGAAACGCUUUGUGACACAUCCAUAGGAAGUUACAAAAUCCCUAAAGGCACGCCGGUGAUGAUCAACCACUGGGCCUUGCACCACGACCCGGAUGCCUGGGACGAGGUUGAGAAGUUUAAACCCGAGCGCUACCUCGAUGAGCACGGGAAGCUCGGACCAAAACCCAAGAGCUGGCUCCCCUUUGGAGCAGGCAAACGAGUGUGCCUGGGUGAGUUCGUUGCAAAACCAGAGUUGCACCUGAUCUUCGCGAGCUUAUUACAGCGUUAUCGGUGGUCGCCAGAGGCAGGACGCAUUGUGGACAUUUCGCCCGAGAAAAGCCCGCUGUCAAACACUCCAAAGGCGCAGAAACUCCGCAUGGAAAGACUAACUAUGUCGGUGGAGGCGUACCUGCCUUCCUCUCCUAUCACGACGGGCCUGGUUGCCCUGGUAGCGGGCCUCUUCUCCUUCUGGCUGCUCAGGCGCAUGCGCUAUAACUACCCGCCCCGCCCAGGCAUCGCGCUCCCCCUGCUGGGACAUGCUUACAAAUUAACGUUAAAUGACCUUCCACAGCAAGCGCUUGAAUGGUCGAAGGUAUACGGACCAGUUCUGACCAUCCAUCUAGGUCCAAUGAAGACAGUUGUGGUAAACAAGAUAGACGAGGCGCUAGAGGUUCUCGUGAAAAAGUCCACAGACUUUGCCAACAGGCUUAUCGUACCCUCAGUCGAGAUGUUUACGGACGGGGGUCGGGACAUCGUGUUCAGUAACUACUCGCCCACAUGGAAACUACACCGGAAACUCUCCUCAAAGGCCCUCAGAUACUACAUGCAGGGACCGGCCCUAGAACACCGUGUGCAUGCGGCCUUGGAGACGGCACUGGCGGAGAUGGACGGGCACGCGGACUCGCCCUUUGACCCUGUCGAACACAUCAACUUUAUAGUGGGCAAUAUCCUUACCGGCUUAUGCUUCGGAGGAUCAUACGGUUUCGAAGACAAAGAAGUAAACUUCAUCAUAGAACACGGGGACCAGCUGACCAAGGAUGGGCUGGAAUCAGGGACUCUGGAGGACAUCAUUCCUCCCAUCAGGCACGUGUACAAGUCACCUGGAUUUCGAAAAAUGGAGAAAUACUACAAAGAAGUGAUAGUGGACUUCAUUGGAAAGAAAUACCAUGAUGAAAAAAAGACAUUUAAACGAGACGAGUUGCGUCACCUCGUGGACCACCUAAUUCUUGCUCGUACGGAGGCUGAGGAAUCGGAAGGAGAUGCCCUUGUCGCCCUGACAGAUACACACAUCAUACAGACCAUUGCGGACAUAUUCUCUGCGGGUGUGGACACGUCCCGAAUGACAUUGCGGUUUGCGCUGCUACACAUGGCCGCCUACCCCGACAUACAAGCGAAAGCCCAGGAGGAAAUUGACCGCGUCGUAGGCCGUGACCGUCUCCCAGGGUUGAGCGACCGACCGGAUCUAGCGUACACGGAGGCCGUGCUACAUGAGAGUAUGCGCAUCGCCACCGUGGCCCCCACCGGCGCCUGGCACGAAACGCUUUGUGACACAUCCAUAGGAAGUUACAAAAUCCCUAAAGGCACGCCGGUGAUUAUCAACCACUGGGCCUUGCACCACGACCCGGAUGCCUGGGACGAGGUUGAGAAGUUUAAACCCGAGCGCUACCUGGACGAGCACGGGAAGCUCGGACCAAAACCCAAGAGCUGGCUCCCCUUUGGAGCAGGCAAACGAGUGUGCCUGGGAGAGUUCGUUGCAAAACCAGAGUUGCACCUGAUCUUCGCGAGCUUAUUACAGCGUUAUCGGUGGUCGGCAGAGCCAGAACGCGUUGUGGACAUCUCGCCCGAGAAAAGCCCGAUGUCAAACACUCCAAAGGCGCAGAAACUCCGCAUGGAAAGGCGGAUAUAAAUCUAUAUUUAUAGGGGGGGGGGCAUACAUUUUAGUCUGGCUAUUUUAUAUUUUGAGACAUGACAAUAUGCAGGCAUUUAAUAAUGUGAUGUAUGUGUACAUAAUCGAACUUUGAUAAAGUUAAAAGUUAUAGGCAUGAUUUCAUAUUCCGUAUAAAAUAAAUUAUUUUUAAUAAACUGUUAUAUUUACUAAUAAAAGUUUAUAAAUGCAAA